Molecule: messenger RNA, 2608 nt
Organism: Amborella trichopoda
Lineage: Eukaryota; Viridiplantae; Streptophyta; Magnoliopsida; Amborellales; Amborellaceae
Source: RefSeq, a predicted model, not a curated record
AUAAAAAAAAAAUUUGUAUUCCAAGUAUUCUUUAAAUUUUAGGGAGACAUUUUUUAUGAAUGAUUUGAUUUUGUGAAGUCAUUUUGAUUCAAGCCGUCAACCUCAAGAACAUGUAGUACCGGGUCGGGGAGGAUGUGGGCCUUCAUUGCUUAGAUCCACAUCUAGUAGAUUGAGACGUAGUUUCUCCAGUCUCCUAUCCUCUUAUAGUCGGUCAUCUACUACUCAACGAUAUGAACCCAUAGAUGUGUCAUCAAUGACCCGCGAACCCUCUGGACUUGAUCCCCAUAAGUCACAAUAUCAUCAAAAAAAAUUUAAAUUUUCGUCAGCAGGUGUAUUAAUAGAAAAAGCGAGAAAGAUGAUUAACAUUUUUUGGUAUGCUAAUGCACUGCCAUUUAAUUUUGCAAGCUCAGACUUCUACCCACAGAUGGUAGCUUCUAUAGCUGAGGCAGGGCCAGGUGUUAGAGGUCCAACUGCGAAGGAGCUUGCAGGGCCAUGUUUAGAAGCUGUUGUUCAUGAUGUUGAUAAGCAUAUUGCACAGUUCAAAGACUGUUGGCCAAGUACAGGAGUGACCAUCGUGACUGACGGUUGGAAGGACAAGUCCCAUAGGUAUCUUGUCAAUUUUUAAUAGGUUGCCCUAGGGGCAUUGUUUACCACUCUAGCAUUGAUUUAUCAAGAAAGAGAUAUACUGGGAGAUUGAUAUGCGUACACUUAGACAAAAUUAUAGAUGAGGUUGGCCUGAAAAUGUGGUCCACGUCGUGACUGAUAAUGCUGCGAAUUGCAGAAAAGCAGGCUUAUUGCUAAUGGAGAGAAGACUCAAUCUUUAUUGGACUCCUUGUGCUGUCCAUUGUAUUAAUUUGAUUCUCAAGGAAAUAGGGAAGCUGAAGAGGGUUAAAUAUUGUAUUUUGAAAAGCAAGUUGAUUACAAGGUUUAUAUACAAUCACACGUAUCUCCAUGCUUUGAUGAGCACACGUAUCUCCAUGCUUUGAUGAGGGAGCAUUGCAUGCGAGAGAUUGUCAGGGAGUCCACUACUAGAUUCGCUACAGCAUUCCUUACGAUACAAUCGAUAUUGGUAAACAAGACAGGAUUGAGGUCAAUGAUACGCUCUAAUGAAUGGCAGACUGAUAGGGCAGCAAUGAGUCAAUUUGGAAGGUAGGUUGAAACCACCCUUCUCGAUCGGCGGUUCUUGGCUUGAUGUAACCAUGUUUCUGUAACUGAACCUUUAGUACAGGUAUUGAGGUUAAGUGACUCUGAUGAUAAACCCACAAUGGGGUUUCUGUUCAAAGCAAUGAGACGUGCAAGGGAAGCUAUAUUUGAGAAUAACAUAUGGAAUGAAGAGAUAUUGGAGGUUGUUGAUCGUAGGUGGAGAGACCAACUGCACCAGGAUAUCCAUGCAGCAGGGUUCUUUCUUAAUCCACCAAAUUUGUACUUCAAUCACUUUAGAUGAUGCAGAUAUCAUGGAGGGGGUAAGAAACUGCAUCUACAGGCUUGGACCUGAUCUUGAAACUCAAAUGGAGUGUAUGCAACCGCUUAUCGUGUACAUGGAAAAAAAUGGGGAAUUUGCAUACAACAAUGCCAAAAAAGCAGCUGCAAAAUUGCACCCAACACAAUGGUGGAUGAUACACGGAAUUCGAACAAAGCAAUUGCAAAAUAUUGCCGUUAGAAUUUUGAGUCAAACCUGUGCUGCUGCCUCGAGCUGUGAGAGAAACUGAAGUACAUUUCAGUAGAUACUCGCCCCGAGGCGGAAUAGGUUAAAGACAUAAACGUUGCACAAGUUGGUGUACGUUCAUUAUAAUUUGAAAUUGAGAGAGAAACAUAAGGAGGAACCCCACAAACUACACGUCGAUCAACCUUGAUUACAUCUUCCGGAGGGACCUCACCGAUGAGUGGGUGUCACUAAGGACCCCACUACUAGACCAAGAGUUUCUUAGUGGGGCAGUUGCCGAUAUGGAUGAUAAUGUGAAUGUUGCUGCAUCCAAUGAAGGAGACAUGUUAAUGGACAUGGAUGACGAUUAUACACAGGAUGAGGCACAGGAUGAUGAAACAAAUGGGACAAUGAAAAACAAUUGGCAAGAACCAGUCAUCCAGGAAUGUGAACGGGCGCAACAUGAUGCGGUGCCUGAUGAACAGGAAUAUUUAAUGAGUUGGCUCGGGAGGAAGUCCAGGCAUUGAGGCAUAGGAGUUACUCAACAACAAGGGAGAGACGAUGCCGUAGCCGUCACCGUAAAAUGGUUAUUCAUGAUAAUGAUAAUAUUGAAGAUGCUGAGGGCCAUAACACAGAAAAGGGUCGGGGUAAUACAGAACAGGGUGAGGGUCACAAAGAACAGGAUGCGGGUAACACAGAACAGGGUGGGGGAGAGCAUGAAGGCUGGACGAGUCUAGGAGACUUUGGCCAAGGGGGUGCCACAAGAAAUAUUCCUAACUGGCGAGGGGGCACAACUGCGGCAUUACAAACUCCACCAAGCCUUAUUCAGAUUUUUUGCCCCCGUAAAUCCUGAUAGUGAAACACAACAAUAUCAUGAUCCCCCUCGCUGCUCUCAUUACUACUAGCAUUGUUAGUUGGACUUUGUAACUUCAUUAAUUGAAUUAAUGUCAAAUUCUAAAUUGUCUU